Molecule: messenger RNA, 1079 nt
Organism: Paecilomyces variotii
Lineage: Eukaryota; Fungi; Ascomycota; Eurotiomycetes; Eurotiales; Thermoascaceae
Product: RF-1 domain-containing protein
Exons: 2
Coding region: 411-914 (167 amino acids)
Biological process (GO): translational termination
Cellular component (GO): mitochondrion
Molecular function (GO): translation release factor activity
Source: RefSeq, a predicted model, not a curated record
GUCCUUAUAACACUUUACUUGUCCCAUGUAAGAAAGUACACUGCACAGCAGACAGCUUCGUCGAGAAUGCUGCCAUAAAGCCGUCCAUCUAAUCUCGCUGGUCGGACAACGUCAACGCCAAGACUUUCUGCAACACCCAAGCUUCUGUUGGAAAUUCACAAUAUUGUACUGUACUGUACUUAGCGCAGCACAUCAUUCUCACCACGUUAUGCACAACUUCUCGAUCAUGACUCCAUUCUCAUAGAACUUCAAACUCUUCACCAUCCCGUACAUAAAUGUAGAAUCUCGCUUGGCUUCCUGCGCGAUCAACCAAUUGUCCAGGAGAAAAAGUUCGGUGGAAAAGGGAAAGCCCUGACCUUUCCAUAGGUACAUCCUCUCACCCCAGGAACAACGAGCGGAGUUCUCCGGACAUGCUUUCCACCAUUCGAUCUAGCCCUAUGAAAAGGGCAAUCAAUACCUGCAUCCGGUCCAUCAGGCCGUUUUCAUGCACGACACAGCUGCUGGGGAAGCCAAUGCCGCCCAGACCUAAACUCGACGAUGCUGAUAUCACGGGGACAUAUCUGAAGGGGACAGGGCCGGGUGGGCAGAAAAUAAACAAAACCAACUCGGCCGUCCAACUAAUCCACAAACCCACCGGGAUCGUGGUAAAGUCCCAAGCGACGCGCUCGCGUUCUCAGAACCAGAAGAUCGCACGCCAGAUCCUCGCUGAGAAAGUGGAGCAAUUGGAAAAGGGGGAGCAGAGUCGCGCCGCCAUCAAGGCCGAGCGCGAGCGGAAGAAGAAGGCGAGUAAGAUGAAGAAGAGUCGGAGGAAGUAUCGCACGUUGGAGGAAGAGAAGAAAAGGGAAGAUAGUGAGGAAGGAGAGGGUGUGAAUGAAGAGAAAGAGGGCGCUGGGGGACACGACGGAAGACUGUGAAGCGUUUCGUGAACUUUGCAGUGGAGUUUGGGAGUGUUCAUGUAUAAGAGACAGAUGGACUGGUUCAUUUUUUGAGUAUAUCAGGAUUUACGGGUUUGCGAUUUAACAUCAUGCAUGGGACCUUUACAGUUUUCUACGGUGUAAUAUCAUCAGCAGACAGCGAGA